Dipodomys spectabilis (banner-tailed kangaroo rat) is the source of this 1790-nucleotide messenger RNA. It is a transcript of the gene Tspan32, whose product is annotated as tetraspanin 32. NCBI's taxonomy places the organism in Eukaryota, Metazoa, Chordata, Mammalia, Rodentia, Heteromyidae. Gene Ontology annotation, cellular component: membrane. The coding region runs from base 32 to 847 and encodes 271 amino acids. The record is from RefSeq and is a predicted model, not a curated record. The transcript has 9 exons.
GAGGAGAGGAGAGGAGAGGAGCAGGACUACCAUGGCGCUUCGGAGUCGAGUCAAGUUUGCCAAAUGCCAAAUGCUGGUCACCAGCUUCUUUGUCUUGCUGCUGAGCCUGGCUGGGGCUUCCAUCGUGGUGCUCACACACUUUGGGGACCACUUUACUGUCAUCAGCCGUGCACCCUUAGAGAGGAGCCCCUUCCAGACCCUGGACCGCUGGGUGUUUGCUGUGGGGAUCAUCCUGGCGGGCCUGUUGGGCCUUGGAGCCGCCCUGAGUGCUGCAGCUACCGUGAGGGAGGCCCAGGGCCUCAUGGCUGGGGGGUUCCUGUGCUUCGCCCUGGUGUUCUUGGCUCUAGCACAGGUGGCCUUCUGGAGGCUCCGCAACCCCGUGCAGGUGGAGGAUGCCGUGCUGGACACCUAUGACCUGGUGUAUGACCAGGCGGUGAGGAGCCCGUCGGGCACCCAGAGCCAGGAGCUCACCGCCAUCCAGGACACGUUUCUGUGCUGUGGAAAGACCUCUCCUUUCGGACUCUUAGGGAGCGGGGAGGCUGACCUGUGUCAGGGCCCUGAGGCAGCAAGAGAGGACUGCCUGCAGAGCAUCAGGAACUUCCUGAGGACACAGGGGACCAUCACCUCCACCCUGACCAGUGCCGGCCUGGCCCUCACGGUAUACGCCAUGCUGCUCAGCGCCUUCCUCUGGCUUGCUAUCCACAAGGGCUGCGGCUUGGACCACAAAGACGGAUACUCCCUGACCCCACGAGCCCAUGGCUACCAGUGCCAGGAGCCCAGCCUCUUCAGACGUUUCCAGGAAGCACCCGUGCCUCGACACCCUUCUGAAGCAGAGGCGAUUCCAUAGCCAUGGAGGUCCAGCAGGACACCUGGGUGGCCCACGGUGGGGCAGGUCACCUACCUGCCCAGAGGGCGGGCGACGCUGGCCGUCGCGAAUCCUCCAGGGAGAUGAGGGCAGGGGGAGGGGAGAGCCGCCAGGCCGAUGCCUCCCUGAGGGUGGACCAGGCUGACCAGGCUAGGAGGACGAGGACAGAGGAGCCAGCACGAGGCAGGCCGGACUCCCGGUCAGUGCCGUCCAGUGCCCGCCAGCUCUGCACAGGCCCUCCCCCCUGGGCCCCCCCGGCCCCCCCGGGCUGUGCUGUAACACAGCAUCAACGUGGUCACUGGUCUCUGUGACAGCUUAGGGUAGGAAGGGUUUGUUCCGGCUCGGGGGCUCAGAGGCAUUGGUCUCAAAGCAGACCAGGAUGGUGGGAGCAUGUGGGGGACAAAGCUGCUUGCCUAGGGGUGGCCCGAAAGCAAAGGGAGGGACAGGAGGGAGGGGGUAAGGCGCACCCCGGCAGGGAAAGACGCCAACUUCCUCCAGUGGUCCUCGCCUCCCAGUUUCCCCCAGCCUCCAAUCACACCAGUGCAUCACAACUCCACCGCGGUGAAUCGGCCGACUCCCAGAGCCUCCCGGUCCGGCAGCCUCCCAGCCUCCACCUUUGGGCGUGGCAUGGGACACCAAGAGUUUGCAGCGUGAGGGCCUUUAUUUUGGGGGGUGGGGAGUGAUUUCCUAUCCAGACCUUAACAGUCCGUCAGAGGAGGACCUGCGCGAGGAACCUAAGCAAGACCCCCAUCUCAGUUCCUCAACUUAACCCUUGACCCAUGUCAGGCCCAAUGCCUGGAAUUACGAUACCUGAAAUUCCAGAACAGCCCUCCGAGGGUCUGGUGACCAUUGUCUAAACCAGACACCCUGCAGUUUAGCACCUGUCCUCUUGAGACUCCCCUGUGGUGCAAGCCAACCAGUUUAA